AUGGCUAAACACACCAAGAAAGCUGAGAUUGUCGGGAAAUAUGGGACCUGUGGUGAUGCCUCCCUCUGGAAAAUGGCGAAGAAAAUUGAAAUCAGCCAGCAUGCCAAGUACAUUUGCUCCUUCUGUGGCAAGACCAAGAUGAAGAGACGAGCCAUUGGCAUCUGGCACUGUGGUUUCUGCAUGAAACAGUGGCUGGUGGGGCAAACAGUGGCUGGUGGGGCCUGGACCUGCAGCUUCGUUUCUGUAGUUACAGUAAAGUCGGCCAUCAGAAGGUUGAAGGAACAGAAAGACCAGUAG
Molecule: messenger RNA, 297 nt
Organism: Mus caroli (Ryukyu mouse)
Lineage: Eukaryota; Metazoa; Chordata; Mammalia; Rodentia; Muridae
Source: RefSeq, a predicted model, not a curated record